AUGGCCCAGAUUUACAAAGAUAUGAGGAUCGCAGCAGCUAAGGCUAUGGGACAUAAAGGCUCCAAGAAGCCGCUACCUGCCCCGAACGUCGGCGAUCCAGUCUUGAUUUAUCAUCCUACCAAGAAGAUGGCGUCUGGAUUUCGUCUUGCGCAUGUGAUGAACGUCGAGAAGAAUGGCCGACAAAUGCGAGUCAAACAUAUUGAUGGGAGUGAAGAUGUGCAUCAUCAUUACAACGUGGUUCCGAUCAAGAUUGAUCCAUCCUGGAGUGCUGGAGAUGUUGAGACCGAUCACGAGGCGCAGCAGGGGGGGCAUGAUAUGAAUACUGAAGAUUGA
Molecule: messenger RNA, 333 nt
Organism: Perkinsus marinus ATCC 50983
Lineage: Eukaryota; Perkinsozoa; Perkinsida; Perkinsidae
Exons: 1
Coding region: 1-333 (110 amino acids)
Source: RefSeq, a predicted model, not a curated record